Molecule: messenger RNA, 2814 nt
Organism: Batrachochytrium dendrobatidis JAM81
Lineage: Eukaryota; Fungi; Chytridiomycota; Chytridiomycetes; Rhizophydiales
Exons: 4
Coding region: 1-2814 (937 amino acids)
Molecular function (GO): RNA binding
Source: RefSeq, a predicted model, not a curated record
AUGGAUUCCAAUGCACAACAACGAUCCUCUCGUUGGCCACGGAUUAGACCAAAAAGAGAACCAGCUACGGUUGUUAACUUGCCACCAAUAAUGGUACCCAGCACUGAUAUUGUAACACCUAUAUGUGCCAAUUCUGAAUCUGAACUAAAUCCAUCCAAACAGAUGCAAUGUGAUCUACACCAGGAAGAACUGUGCCAAUUACAUGCCAACAUCAGCACAAAUGAACCUUUUCAGAAAGAUGCAAAUAACAAAAGCUCAUUAGCAGUGACUGAACCAACGCCGUAUCUGUCAAGUCAAAAAAAUACUACGCACGACUUUGAGCGGAGCGAAUCAGGUGGAUCUAGUAUCAAUAGUGGCAACGAUACAAUGCUGGCUGCGCUAUCCACAUCCAAAAGUUCGACAGUAACUCUUAUAGGCACAGUCGCAAUAAGAAACGAUCGUAAAAGCAAUGCUGGGCUUGAUUCAAAUUCAGAUGGGGUUUCUUUUGUGUCCACUUCAAAAUCAGCUAUUGGUAAACACAAGAGCAUGCCUCGUCGUGCUUUGUUAUUGAGUAGUUGCCGAGAAACCGAAAUGUCGGGCAACUUAAAUCUUCACGCUCCAAAGCCACAAUACACUUGUGCUUUAAACACCAAUGAUUCCAAUGCUAGUAGUAGGCAACGCAGUAUCAGUGUUUGUUCUGACGAGGCAACGAGUGGAGUUAACAUAGCGACCGAGUCUACAAAUAGUCCUAAAACAACCUGUGAUUUUUGGAAAAGCAUGGACUCGAUCUCAUCAACUAUAUCCUCAACACAAACAUCAUCCACUACUGCUUUUGAAGCUGACACAGUCGAAAUACUUGCGACAAUGUUUGAAGAGGUAACCAUUUCCAGCACUUGUUCUUGUACAAGUGACAAUAUCCCGAAAAACAACGAUAUUGCAGAGCAAGCCUAUUCAGCAGUACCGUUUACUGCUGAAGAUGCAACCAAUGACGAUGCUGAUGCAAUGCAUAGUUUGAGUCCAUCACAUUCAGAGCCUGGUAUUGGUCAAGAUCGUAGUGUAUAUGUGAAUCUUGAUAAUUCCGAGUCAUUCAAUGAUACGCCUGCCAAUACCAGUGACGUGAUUGAUACCGCUACUGAACAAAGCUCUGCAGUGCAAAUUCCAACUCUGAUUGAUCAUCAAGCAGGAUUGAGCACUGUUUCUCGUGGUCAGCCUGAAGCGUGUCUAUUUGUAGCAAGUCUUUCUGCUGCGAAAUCGGAUGCUGAGCUUCAAGAGAGUGUUACAAACCAUUUUCAAACGUGGGGUGAGCUGCUGAAUGUGCGUGUACUCAAGGAUUGGAUGGGCAGACCCUAUGCAUUUGUUCAGUUCAAGUCUGUAGCGGAUGCUCAAAAUGCAUUGGUCAAAGGCCAUAAUACAAUUGUCGAUAACAGACACAUUCGAAUUGAACAAGCCAAAGUCAAUCGCACACUUGUUGUAUCUAGUACCGACUCGACAUCAUCAGAUAUUUAUUCUAUCAUGGAAAAGUAUGGCCCAAUCGAGAGCUUCACUUUGCCAGAUGCUUUAAAGGCACCCAGUAUUUGCAAAGACGACACCUGCUGUAUCGGAGAAGCAGUUGUCAAGUACAGGUAUCGAGAGGAUGCCAUGGAAGCUUUUGCAGAAUUGCGAGCAGCCGGCACGCUCUCUGUCGACUGGACAUCUAGCGUAGAUAAGCCCUUUCGUGAUAUCGAUCAGUUUAGCAUAUUUGUUGGGAAUCUUAAUGCUGUAAUGGUCACCGAACAACUGUUGCAAGAAAAGUUUGGUCAAUAUGGCGAAAUUGUCGAAAUGAACUUCAUUAAACGCAACCAAGGCAAUCCAAACAAUCGACCUGCUUUUGCAUUACUUAGGUUCCGAACCGAUGCAUCUGCCCAACGGGCAAUCAGGAGCGAAAAUGGUCAAACAUGGUGGAAUCAGUCAAUGCGAGUGCAGUUGCGUGAGAUUCACUCUGAAAUAUCUCAAGCUUCGACUCCAGUCACUCCGCCUAUAUCUGGGAAUCCAGCUUUUUCCAACGAGUCAUUGCCAAUGCAGUCGCAAUGGAGACCCCAUCCAUCAUUUGCAUUUCGAAACUCCUAUAACCGGCAUUCACGUCACCACUCAUUACCCAUUACUGGAUCUAGCGGAGAGGGUCAGUAUUUUCAAAACAAUAUGAUGCCUAAAGCACACAUGGGUAUGCCGCCGUACCAGUAUGGAUAUGCUCCCUAUCCAUACACUUGGAUACCGCCACAUGGUCAUAUGGCUGACCAGAGCGGAUAUGCAAUAAAUGGCUACCCUAUGGUUGGACAGUUUGGAGCAGGUGCAUCAGGGCCGAUGAUGGUUAUGAUGUCAGAUAGGGAUUCAAAUGGCAUAGAGGGUGGAGGGUUAGCAAAGAAUCCCGGCAUUGUCUUAGGUGGAGCGGCAGAGGAAGCGCCUCAGCCUGAAGCGGAUUCAGGAUAUGAUUUUUAUAUGGGACAAGCGCCAAUACAGCAGCAGGGAGGACAGCCCUUGAUGAUGUUGCCAUUGAAUCCGCUUCAUCAGGAUCCUCAAAUACAGCAGCAAUCUGUAAAAUAUGGUUGGUCGCCACAGCCCAUGUGGUAUAUGCCGUCCCAAUACAUACAACAAUCAUAUGCAUACCCAUUCGCACAGAUGCGGUCGCAUCCAGCAUCGUGUAGCGGUUAUCCGCAGCACCAACUGCCACUUCAACCUGCUCAGUGGAAGGAAAUGCCAAAAAAUGAAUUUGAUGCUGGACAAUCAAGUCCCAACAACUCGGGAACAGCGGAUGCUGAUUUGGCAUUUGCAACCAACUCCAGCUACAAUGUUCAGUAA